Messenger RNA from Syzygium oleosum, 911 nucleotides. RefSeq lists its product as uncharacterized. Lineage: Eukaryota; Viridiplantae; Streptophyta; Magnoliopsida; Myrtales; Myrtaceae. Gene Ontology annotation, biological process: translation. The transcript is spliced from 4 exons. The record is from RefSeq and is a predicted model, not a curated record. The coding region runs from base 150 to 662 and encodes 170 amino acids. Gene Ontology annotation, molecular function: structural constituent of ribosome. Gene Ontology annotation, cellular component: ribosome.
GUACGUGGAUUACCAAAACCCGCUAACCAAACACUCCCCAUUCUCCUUCUCGAACCCCAAAAUUCACUCUCGUCUCCCACCUUCUUCACCUGUCGAGGUUUCAGAGAGCAAAGCAAUACGACAGCAGAGAUCGUCUCAGCCGCCGGACGAUGCAGCGAUGGUGCACGAAGCUUCGGUCGCUGACGAUCCAACCGGUUCGCUGCUCCUCGGCCUCGAGCUCUCGCCGUCUCCUCCACGCCUCCGCCCUCUUCCGGCCGCCCCCCGCUACCUCCGCAACCUCCGCACUGUGUCGAGCGCCGAGCUUCUGCAAUGCGCCUCUCCUGAACGCUUAUCUGCCUGCGCAGUACUCGCCUCUCUGCUUCCGCUCGCUUCCUCAUAACUUCUCCGCUCAAGUGCGGCACGUGUCGUCUCGAGACCGGAGGAAGAAGAGGAAGCGGAUGACGCCUAUGGUUUCCAAAGUGAAGAAGAUAAAGAUGAAGUUCUAUUCAUCGUACAAGUCGAGAUUCAGACCGAUGAAUGAUGGAAAUAUCAGACGGUGGAAGGAAGGCAAACGCCAUAACGCGCAUCUCAAGUCAAAGAAGUCAAAGAGGAGGCUGCGAAAACCAGCUACUGUGCCCUUGGCGUAUGCCAAGGUAAUGAAGAAGCUCAGCUUCUGCAGCUGAUCACUGCAGUCCAUUGGGCUAGCGCUGUCAAGGCUCUUCCAACUGGUGGGAAAUCUUUGAACACCAACCUUUUCUUUUUUCUUGGGGAAAAAGCCUGCUCCUUUUUCUGGGUUUAGUCAGCUGAGCUUUUUUGUCGUACGACUUAACCGAAUAGCCACAUUUGAUUAUGCUUUUCCCUUCUUUCACUGGAUGAGCAACCAUUGGAUAAGUGAUAAGCAAAUUAUUGAUGAUGACUCUGCCUUUGUUUAA